GACACCACUUUGCAACUAACAACAACAACAUGAUGAAUGGCUGCCGGACUUGGUCAAUGAAGAAAAGGUCCAGGGGUGACAUAAUAACAGUCUUCUAAUGUUUGAGGGGCUGCCCCAAAGAAGAAGCGGGUGAAAUUAUUCUCCAAAGCCUCUGAAGGCAGAACAAGAAACAAUGGUUGGAAACUAAUCAAAGAGAGAAGAUACCGGGAGUUAAGGAUGAAUUUCUUGAUCGUAGGAACAAUUAAUCCGUGGAACACAAGUGGUGGGUGCUCCAACGCUGAAGGUUUUGGAGAAGAGAUUGGACAACAUUGGUCUGAAAUGGCAGUGGGUCUCCUGCUUGAGCAGGGGGCUGGACUAGAAGAUCUCCGAAGCCCCUUCCCCUCUUGUUAUUCUGCCUUCUGGGUCAAGAUGUUUUUUCCUCGGCUGUGAGGAUUGUCUCGGUCUUUUGCAGGGUGGGAGAAGAUGCCGUUGGUCAGCGGAUUGGUUCCCGCUCGAUUCCUGGUCCUCACAGCUCACCUGGUCAUUGUCAUCACCAUCUUCUGGUCCAGGGUGAGUCUCUUCUUCCUAGUUUCAAUUCCUGGGACCUUUUUCCAAAUAUUUCCCCUUUGCUCUCGGUCUGGUUUUAGGAUGUUUCAUCCCAAAAUAAAAAUAGAGUCUUUGAGGAGUCAAAUGGGACAGCUCCCUGUGUCUCCUCACACUUUUUCUAGGAUGAUCGUGGCCCUGUCCGUCACCCUCGGGCUCUUUGUGGUAGAGCUGGCCGGCUUUCUCUCCGGGGUCUCCAUGUUCAACAACGCGCAGAGUCUGCUUUGUAUCCUUCCGUAAAGAAAAACGGGGAUCAGAGUGUGGGCUGGGAAGAGAGAGAACCUUCCCUUAAAAAAAAAGCAGCUGAGAAAACGACUCGACUUCAAACCCGUGAAAGCAAAUUGCCCAGAAAGUAAUCCUCAACUUACGACCGUUCAUUUAACGAUGACUUCAUGGGGAAAAGUGACUUACGGCCUGUCCUCACACCAUCCCGCCACGUUCCGAGACCACAGUUUGGACGCUCGGUGACUGGUUGGUGUUUACGAACAAUGGCAACAUCCUGAUCCGUUUCCCACACUUCAGAAAGAGAAUAGAAUAGAAUUCUUUAUUGGCCAAUUAGCUGAGAAGCCGCCAUUGCCCGCGGAUUUAUUUAUAGGGGGAAAAUGUCCAGACUAAACGUAAUUUCUAACG
Molecule: messenger RNA, 1212 nt
Organism: Thamnophis sirtalis
Lineage: Eukaryota; Metazoa; Chordata; Lepidosauria; Squamata; Natricidae
Source: RefSeq, a predicted model, not a curated record